This is a messenger RNA of Colletotrichum abscissum, 852 nucleotides long. RefSeq lists its product as uncharacterized. The transcript has 3 exons. Gene Ontology annotation, molecular function: CoA-ligase activity. The coding region runs from base 1 to 852 and encodes 283 amino acids. Gene Ontology annotation, biological process: secondary metabolic process. The record is from RefSeq and is a predicted model, not a curated record. Lineage: Eukaryota; Fungi; Ascomycota; Sordariomycetes; Glomerellales; Glomerellaceae.
AUGCGUAAGUUCAGCCUUGAGCUUCUGCUGAGCACAAUUCAGCGGUUCCGCGUCACACAUCUCCUCCUAGCCCCGCCGGUAGUUGUGAUGCUAUUGAAAAGCAAUCUCCUACCCCGUUACGACGUGUCCAGCGUGAGGUCCAUGUUUUGUGGAGCAGCCCCCCUCCAACCGGAGCUAUCCAAAAGAUUGGAAGAGGUGUUCAGCGGGGGCAAAGCUCGCAGUCGACAGGGAUGGGGAAUGAGCGAAGCCACGAUGGCAGUCACUUUGUUUGCCCCUGACGAGUUCGACCCAUUGCACAAAGGCGUUGGGUAUAUCCUCCCCAACAUGCAGAUGAAGAUCGUCGAUGACGAUGGCCGCGAAGUUGCCUGCAAUGAAGAGGGAGAAGCGCUCAUUCGGGGGCCAAAUGUCUUCAAGGGCUAUUACAAGAACCCGAGCGCAUCUGAAGAAGCAUGGACCAAAGAUGGCUGGCUGAAAACUGGAGAUAUCGUGUCCAUUCAGGAGACUGGACUCUUGACUAUUGUGGACCGCAAAAAGGAACUCAUCAAGGUGAAAGGCUUUCAAGUAGCCCCAGCCGAACUUGAGGGGCAUCUCCUUGAGCAUGAAGGAGUCAAGGACUGCGCGGUUAUUCGCGUUACAAGAGAGGGGCAAGAACAUCCACAGGCUCACGUUGUCCCCAAAGACAGCAACGUCACCGCCGAAUCGAUUCUUGAAUUCAUGGAGAGCCGACUUUCGGCACACAAGAGGCUUACUGGUGGAAUUGUUUUUACUGAGGCAAUUCCCAAAUCCGCAUCUGGCAAAAUUCUGCGUCGCUUACUUCAGGACCCUGCGACGGCUAAGCUAGCGCGCCUUUAG